Messenger RNA from Phanerochaete carnosa HHB-10118-sp, 2900 nucleotides. Its product is annotated as glycoside hydrolase family 31 protein. The transcript is spliced from 13 exons. Gene Ontology annotation, molecular function: carbohydrate binding; hydrolase activity, hydrolyzing O-glycosyl compounds. Lineage: Eukaryota; Fungi; Basidiomycota; Agaricomycetes; Polyporales; Phanerochaetaceae. Gene Ontology annotation, biological process: carbohydrate metabolic process. The record is from RefSeq and is a predicted model, not a curated record. Bases 93 to 2765 code for a protein of 890 amino acids.
GGAAGGCCCAGACGAAGCGCUCACGAACCGUAUAUUGAGUGCGUCGUUCGAGAUGUCGGCCUUCAAGGCUCCGCGCACCCCGCCAGGACGCUAUGAGGCCCCUAGGACGCCGUCUGGCAACGUUGGCCGUCCUCUCCGCGAGCCUUGUCUUCGCGAAUUAUACGGACCCGAAUGUCCUGGAUGCUUGCCCCGGAUACAAGACUACGAAUGUGCAUACUUCAGGUUCUACCUUAACUGCGGACCUGGUGCUGGCCGGAGAAGCUUGCAAUGUUUACGGUUCAGAUAUCGAGCAGCUCAAGCUUGAAGUCACAUACGAGACAAACACCCGGAUUCAUGUCAAGAUCACCGACCCAUCCUCUGAUCGUUACGAGGUCCCUGAGUCUGUAGUUCCCCGCCCCGAUGCGGACCCCUCGGUCUCUUCUUCGACUGCCGAGAUUCGUUUCAACUAUACUGCGUCCCCGUUCGCAUUCUCCAUAUACCGCGCCGCGACGCACGAAGUGCUCUUCUCGACCGCGUCGCACCCCAUCAUUUUCGAGCCACAGUACCUGCGUGUAAAGACGAACCUGCCCGACAACGCGAACAUCUACGGCCUAGGCGAGCACACGGACAGCUUCCGGCUCCCAACAUUCAACACGACGCGUACGUUCUGGUCGCGCGACGCCUACGGCGUGCCGACAGGAAGCAACCUAUACGGGAACCAUCCGAUUUACUUUGAACACCGCACGACGGGCACGCAUGGCGUCUUUUUGCUCAACUCUAACGGCAUGGAUGUCAAAAUCAACGACACGGCCGGGACGAGUCUCGAAUACAACGUUAUUGGCGGAGUGCUGGACUUUUACUUCCUUGCCGGGAGCACUACAGAUCCUGUCGAGGCUGCUCGGCAGUAUGCUGAGAUUGUCGGCGCGCCUGCUGAGGUGCCAUACUGGUCUUUCGGCCUCCACCAGUGUCGCUUCGGCUAUCAGAACUAUUUGGACGUCGCAAACGUGAUCGCAAAUUAUUCCAAAGCGGACAUCCCUCUUGAGACAAUGUGGACCGACAUCGACUACAUGUACAAACGGCGCAUCUUUACUGUCGACCCGGACUACUUCCCGCUUGCGCGGAUGCGGGAAAUUGUCGACUAUCUUCACAGCAAUGACCAGCAUUACGUACUCAUGACCGACCCCGCAAUCGCAUAUCUGCCCGGCGGGGGCUAUGGGCCCUUUGACCGAGGCACACAGGCUGACAUCUGGCUCAUGGCUGCUAACGAUAGCUCGCCCUUCCUGGGAGCUGUCUGGCCAGGUGUUACUGUCUUUCCAGAUUGGUUUAGCAACAAGACGCAAGAUUAUUGGACAAAUGAGUUCCAGCUCUUCUACGAUCCUCAGAGCGGCCUUGACAUCGACGGCGCUUGGAUCGACAUGAAUGAGCCUUCCAGCUUCUGUAAUUAUCCUUGCACAGACCCUUUCGAACAGGCCCAAGAGCAGGACCUUCCACCAGCUCGGACCAGCUCUCCUCCUGAUCCAAACGCACCCAUGCCAUGGGGUAGCCAGAAGCGGAAGCGGGUGGACCACAGUGGAGAUGACCUCCAAAAUCCGCUGUAUGCUAUCCAAAACGAUGCUGGAUCUGGUGCUCUGUCUGACCGUACCGCUUACGUUGAUGCUAAGCAUGCUAACGGUUUGGUUGAGUACGACACACAUAACCUGUAUGGGACCAUGAUGUCCACUGCGACGCACAACGCGAUGCUUGCCCGCCGACCGGGGCUGCGUACGCUCGUUAUCACGCGGUCAACAUUCGCAGGCGCAGGUGCUCACGUCGGCAAGUGGCUCGGUGACAAUUUCAGCGACUGGGACCACUAUCGCAAUUCUAUCGCUGGCAUCCUUGGGAUGGCGAGUAUCUUCCACGUGCCCAUGGUAGGUGCGGAUAUCUGUGGAUACGCGGAGAACACGACUGAGACGCUUUGCGCGCGAUGGGCUAUGCUUGGAGCCUUUUAUCCCUUCAUGAGGAAUCACAAUGCAGACACAUCUAUCAGCCAAGAAUUUUACCUCUGGCCCACCGUCGCUCAGGCUGCACGCAACGUUCUGGAUAUCAGGUACCGCUUGAUGGACUACAUCUAUACUGCAUUCCACCAGGCUCAUGAAGAUGGGACGCCCGUACUCAACCCGCUGUGGUACAAAUACCCGGAGGACCCUGCGACAUUCCCCAUCGACCUGCAGUUCUUCUUCGGCGACUCGAUCCUCGUCUCGCCCGUCACCGAAGAGAAUUCGACAUCUGUCACGGCGUACUUCCCGAAGGACACCUUCUACGACUUCCUUACGCUUGCACCGUUUGAGGGCACAGGUGCGAACAUGACACUGAGCGGCAUCAACUUCACGAGCAUCCCAGUGCAUAUCAAGGGUGGCGCGGUGCUGCCUCUGCGCGAGAAGGGCACGAUGACAACGACACAGCUGCGCGAGACGGACUUCGAGCUCGUCGUUGCUCCGGACGCCAGUGGCGAAGCGUCAGGCUCGCUGUAUGCGGACGACGGUGUCUCAAUCACGCCCGCGACGUCGACAUCUGUGUCCUUCAGCUACCAGAACGGCACUCUGGCGGUCGCUGGCGAGUUUGGGUAUUCCAUGGGUGUUAACGUAUCGCGCGUUCGCUUCCUUGGCGUCGUUUCUGCGCCAACGACAGUGAAGGCCAACGGACAGACGGUACAGAGCGGGGCCAUCUCGUAUGACAAAGAUUCUCAGGUUUUGGACGUGACUUUGGACACUCCGUUUAAUGAGGGCUUCACUGUUCAGCAUUCGUAGAUGUGCUGCUUCUCUGUAUAUCCGCCAUCUGUUGCGUACUCAAACUUAGCAUGUGCGUCUUCUCUACGGAUUUGCGAAUUGCGAUGGGCACGACCGUCGAGCCGUCCACCGCGGUCGCAAUGUUUCCAAGUUUCC